Giardia duodenalis is the source of this 705-nucleotide messenger RNA. RefSeq lists its product as uncharacterized. Lineage: Eukaryota; Fornicata; Diplomonadida; Hexamitidae. Bases 1 to 705 code for a protein of 234 amino acids. The record is from RefSeq and is a predicted model, not a curated record. The transcript has a single exon.
AUGGACGACCUCGAGCCUGUGGUCAGUGCUACGAUAUUUGAAGAUUUCCCACCGUGCGUCACCAAAGCCCUCUUUCGGUACUGCACAGUGGGGAUAUCCGAAAAGCUAAGGCUAAAGCGUUAUUUUAUUCUAUUUGAUCAGGAGCAGCGCACUGCGCGCAUAGAGACCGCAGACCCGAAGAUCGUAGAUACUAUAAAACGGAUAUUCUCAGUAUCUGCGCACACAAUCCAAUUAAAUAGAGAUGAUAUUAUUUCUGAACAAAAGGAUUUUGCGUUGCAAAGAAGCCUGACGAAUAUUGAAAAGUGUGAGGAGGCAUUUGUACGUGACGGUGUUUGUGCAGUAGACGUCAUUUCUUCGGCUUCAGAUGCGAAGUCCACUCCAGCCAUUAUUGAUUUUCUGCAAUUCCUCUUUUCGCACGUAACGUUUGCAAAGGCUGGAGAGCGCGUGAAGAUAAUAGUUCCCCAGAAGCUUUCGAAGGCGGUUGCUGACGCCCUUGUCAACGAUCGGGUCUCCUUCAAGAUAUAUCUGCCAAAGGUGGAGCUUAUUGAGUCUCAUCCUAAGAAAGGUAACAUGGCCUAUCGCGUGAAGGUCAGAUUGCUACUGAAUAAGGACGACUGCGUUAAGUUAAUAGAAAACACUCAAACCUUAAAGCAGCCCCCGUUCUUCAACGUUCGUCCUGUCAAUGAUCUUAUUGAUCCGUGGUGA